Messenger RNA from Drosophila takahashii, 261 nucleotides. RefSeq lists its product as uncharacterized. The record is from RefSeq and is a predicted model, not a curated record. Lineage: Eukaryota; Metazoa; Arthropoda; Insecta; Diptera; Drosophilidae.
AUUUUAAAAUAUAUAAAAAUGACGAACGUCGUAGCAGUAUCAACUGGAGAAAAUUCGACCGUUGGCCCACUAAAGAAUGUGAAGAAAAGUACGAUGACACCCAUUGAGAUAUCUAUUGAGCAAUUGCCGAACCUCGCAUCAAACUGGUCAACAUUUUUAAGGGAUAUAACAAAUGACCGAAAGCUACGAGUCGAGCGUAUAAAUCGCCAGUCGGAAGAUGUCAGCCAAUUUAUAAAUAGGUUCCCUCUUGUGGAAUCUUAA